Molecule: messenger RNA, 4546 nt
Organism: Mytilus trossulus (common blue mussel)
Lineage: Eukaryota; Metazoa; Mollusca; Bivalvia; Mytilida; Mytilidae
Product: solute carrier family 4 member 11-like
Exons: 22
Coding region: 228-2753 (841 amino acids)
Biological process (GO): monoatomic anion transport; transmembrane transport; monoatomic ion homeostasis
Cellular component (GO): plasma membrane; basolateral plasma membrane
Molecular function (GO): solute:inorganic anion antiporter activity
Source: RefSeq, a predicted model, not a curated record
UACAUGUCUUCAUUAUGUAAUUCUAUUACAUGUAGUAAGACGCAUCACAUUAAUGAUGGUCAUGUUUCAACACAAUAUAUAUUUUGGUCUAUGAACCUGCAACCCUUGAAUUUGAAUAAAAUUGCUCUUUUUAAAAAUGGAAUGGUAGAAACUUCACCAUUGACUUUGAUAAGGUUAAAGAUAGCCGACAUAUAUUAUAGCUGGAUAGUAGAGUUCUAUAAAAGGUAAUGAGUGACAGUGAAAAUCACCAGAAUGGUAUGUUUCCAGAGUGGGAGAAAGGUUCUGAAAAGUCAGGAAACAGUGCAGAUGCUCUUCAUUUGAUAGAGACUGGAAAACCCAAUGGAAAACAGCAUCUGGACUUCACUGAGCAUGCUGUUGUCAACAGAUAUGAAACUAGUGAAUCAGUUGACACAUCACAUAAAGAUGAUGAUGACGAGGAGAUCUCAUUGCUGCAUGGGUGUUUUGAGAAAAUUCCCAUGAAAGAUUUCCAUGCAGAAAUACGAGCAUACAAAGAUGUUGAAGACUUCCUUAAUAGUACACUGUUACUUUUAAAUCUACAACAAAGUGGUUUAACAGAAAUCAUAGAUGCAAUGUUGAAAAAGCUACAUGAGAAUUCCGAUGACGGGUCAGAGUUCACGUUAGAGGAAGCAAGACAUGCUAUAUUUACACAAGAUUCAGUCCAUGAUAAGAACUUGUCAGUGCACACCUUGAGUAGAACAAUACAGGGUACAACAACCAGUGAAGACAGUGGAUUUGAUUUUGAUCAGUCGUGGAUAUGUGCCAUGUGUGAGCUAUCUAACUUAACAAAGAGACAUGUAGUUAUAGCCAGAUUAGCACAUCCAGCCAAUCUUGGUAGUACGAGUCAGGAAGUCCAGAUCGUUAUACUGGUCCUUACACCGACAGUAGAGAAAAGUACAAAGAGUGCUCUAGAGACGGCCAGGACAUUUUCUACGUUAUUCAUUGACAUGGACUAUAGACACAAACUUUUAGAAGUGCAAACAGAGUCUGAAUUCAAACAAUUACUUCAGCAAAGAACAAAGCUGCUAAGCUCACAUCAAGGUCUUCCAGAAAACAGAAAAUCUCAUCUUGUCUUAUCGGACUUUGAGAAGGAUGAGGCUGAAGAAUCAAAAUGUCCGUUAGGAAGAGGGAUGAUUAAUGAUCUAAAGAGAAGAUUACCACAUUACUGGUCAGAUUAUAAAGAUGGCGUUUUUGGAAAAAGAACAAUACACAAAGUGAUAUCAACGACAUUCUUCUUGUACUUUGCCUGUGUUUUACCCAAUAUAGCAUUUGGAAUGUUAAACGACAGUAACACAGAUGGUGCUAUAGGUGUGCAGAAAAUUUUGUUCUCACAAUGUGUGGGAGGACUUUUGUUUGCAGUAUUUGGAGGACAACCAUUAAUUGUACUCUUAACCACAGCACCACUAGCUCUAUACACAAAAAUUAUAUAUUCCAUAUCAGAAGAUUUUGAUCUGGAUUUUAAUGCCAUGUUUGCGUGUGUCGGACUGUGGAAUGCUUUCUUUCUCAUUAUAUAUUCAGUUUUUAAUCUCAGUAAACUCAUGAAAUAUUCAUCAAGAUCCACAGAGGAAAUAUUUUCCUUAUUCAUAGUGUUUGCAUUCUCUGCUGAUGCCAUAAAAGAUACAGUUAAAGAUUUCAAUAAGAAUUAUUAUAGCAGUUCCUGUGAUGGCCUCUCUCAAGGAAGUUUAGUAAAUCAAACAAACAUAAGUGUUGUAACCAUGGCGAGUGUAAACUUGUCUGAUACAACAACACCAGCAGGAAACAUGAUACAGGACUGUCUGAAGGAGAACAGUAUCCUCUUCCUCUUGCUCAUGCUCGGAACAGUCUGGCUGGGGAUCACCUUAUAUAACUUUACUAAAACACCUUUUUUGAAUGCAGGGAAGAGAGAAAUGUUGGCCGACUAUGCACUUCCAGUAGCUGUAUUAGCUAUGUCAUUCUUUGGUUCCUUUGUCUUCAAAGAUAUAAAAUUGAAGCCAUUUACCUAUAGAACGAAUGUAGAGUUUUUUGUUGUGGCACCUAUCCACACCUUACCAUGGGGAGCAGUCCUUGGAGCUGCAGGACUGGGUUUCUGUUUAUCCUUGUUGUUCUUUAUGGAUCAAAACAUAUCAAGUGCCUUAGUGAAUGCUCCAGCCAAUAAAUUAAAGAAAGGAGCAGCCUAUCACUGGGAUUUAUUUACUGUAGCAAUAAUUAAUGCUUUUCUGUCUAUCUUUACAUUCCCAUGGGUACAUGCUGCUCUCCCUCAUUCCCCACUACAUGUUAAAGCACUUGCUGAUAUGGAGGACAGGGUAGACCAAGGCCAUGUCCAUCAAAUAGUAGUGUAUGUGAGAGAGACCAGACUGACUGGGAUUAUCUCCCAUAUAAUGAUUGGUCUGUCUUUGUUGCUAUUACCUUAUCCAAUGAGUUACAUUCCACGACCAGUAUUAGACGGACUUUUCCUGUACAUUGCCAUCACAGCUUUGUUUGGUAAUCAGAUGUUUGACAGAAUUAUGCUGUUUUUCACUGAGCAGGCAGCGUACCCACCUAACCAUUACAUAAGACGAGUGCCACAGAGGAAGAUCCAUUUGUUUACAGUCACACAGAUAUUACAACUAUUUGUCCUCUGUAUAUUUGGAUUCUCACCGAUUCCCUACAUGAAAAUGGUGUUCCCAAUUCUCAUCAUGUUACUGAUGCCUAUAAGGCAUAAACUGACACCAAAGUUCAUUGAGCCUAAAUAUCUCAAAGCUUUAGAUGGACAUUGAAAGAACAGAAUAAUAUUAAAGAUGGCAGCCAUAUAUACUAACAGUUCCUGAUCAGCAUGUUCUGUGCACUUUGUCAAGAAUUGUGUCUGGAUUUUUUUCAACUCAUAUUUUCAAUUAAUUUAUACAAAAAGAAAGAUUUAAAGUGUUAGUCUGCUUCUACAGAUGAAGUGAAUUUCUUCUUUGAUGUUUAUAAUACAGUAGAUUUUUUAACCACUAGUUCUAUACACAUUUAGAUUUUUCUGUAUUAAAAAGAUGCAAAAGACCCAAAUGAAAAUUCAUCAGUAUUGAAUAGCUGAUAAAGAAUUACACCAAAAAUACAGAAUGUUGUUUCUUAUUAUUAAUAUUUAAUAAUGGAAGAUCUCUUUUUGCUCUGAUAAUGAGAGAUGUCUUUUUGCUCAACUAUCAAUAUUGAAAUUAUUAAAUUACUCAACGAAAAAAAAAUAAUUAUUAAACCAUCGACAAUAUGCUUAAAGAAAGCGUGAACAAAUGGUUGUUUGGUGUUUGAGAACCAAACAUUUUAUGAGCUCAAAUCAACCAUAUUAUUGGUUUCCAAAGAAACAUUUUAUGGGUUUAUAAAUGAUGCUACUGUUAUGCAAGUGAUUUGAUAUGUGUCAAAAUAGUUUUGUUGUAAAUAUAUACAUGAAGUCAUUUUAUUUUGUCGCCAAUGCAGCUUGAUGUGCACUCUCAUUACUCGACACUGAUAUGAUCUUGAACAUUUUCAUACAUUUUGUACAGUUCAUAUAAUACAAUGUCAUUUCAUAUGGAUAUUUAACCAAUUCAAAUUAAAGGAUGAAAGGAAAGUAUGGAUCAUACAUUUUCUUAAAUUCCAACAAUUUAGUCAAAAUAUGUAUCCAGAAAAUUGAAAUUCACUAUUUGCUCAUGCAGAUUUUGAACGAGUGGUUAAAUAAAAUAAUUAUUUUGUUAGAUGUAAAAUAUUUUCUUUUUCGUGUGUUAAUUUUGACAUAGAUUUUAUACAAGUAUUAUUGUAUUAAAAAAUAAACAUCAAGUUUGGUUGAAAUUAGAAAACAAAUAUCAAUAAAGAUAACUGAAUUUUAAAACAAGGUCCAAGACUUGUAGGGCAUUAGAGUCUUAGCUUUGUGUUCUUCUGUAUUUGUUUAUUUUCUUUAGUUCAAACUUAGACUGACCAGGGUAUCACUGUUGAUAACUUUACUGACCAUAAUGUAUUAUGAUGGUAACACUAAUUGACUUUAAUGAUAUUUCUUCAGAACAGGAUAUUGUUAUUGAUACACUGACUCAUUGUGAGUAUCAUUAUACUGGAUACACUAAUUCAUGGUUUCAGCACACAAGCCUAUACAGUAUUUAUAUUUAGUUGAAUAUAUAAAUUGUUGGUUCACCAUAUAUUCUGAGCACUUUUUUCUAUGAAAAGUCAUUGUGCCAUUUUAACUUAUAUGAAUGCUAUUUGAAGUGUAUUUAGUUUUUCCAUUUUGUUCACUCAGACACUUGCCAGUAGUUCCACUUAUUUUCAGUUGUACAUUUGUAAAUAUUUUGCAUAUCUUUUGUGUUUUGAAAUUUGUAAGGUUUUUGCAAGUCUUUCAAAAUAUUGUCAAGAAUUUUCAAUUUUAAUGAAAAUUUCCGUGUUUAAGUCUGUGACAGUGACUUUUGAUUGUUAUGUUUAUUUAUUAUAAUAUUUCAAUGUUCGAUUGGAUUUUAUAAUUGUAAAUAAUGAUAAGAGUGGAUAUUAGUCAUUUGUUAUUUACAAUAUGCUGCUAUUUGCAGUAUUUGUUAAUCAAGAAUUUGUUACCCAGAAAGCUAUUUUUAAUAAAAUUUAUUUU